UUUCCUUCUCAUUAUCAUUCAAAUCGCGAUUUGAGUGCAAAGCUACAACAGUUACCAGGACAAUAACAAAUUGAACGCAAUUUUAAUUCAAACAACUAAUGUUUGUGUGUAUGUGUCCAUUGAAGGCAUUGCAAAUGUUAUUUAACAUAACUGCCUACAUUUUCUGAGUGUGUCAUUUAUUAUGAUGGAUACUUAAAACCAAUAUUGAAGAGAAACUCCAGCUACACUACAAAGAAAUGAGCGUCAACGUUUUUUUAAGUGCGCUCAGCACUCGUUGCGGGCGUCAAGCGAAACAGAAAGAUAAAGAGAAAGAGAAAGAGGAAGACACAUAAAGGAAUCAGAAACGAAACGUGACUUUUGGCGAAUAUAAAUUGAAGCCACAGAGCGAUAAAAAACUGCAAUGCCAACCUGAGCGAGAUUCGCCUGACGCAAUCAAACAGAUAAAAGAUACACUCUCAUAUAUACAUAUAUAUACAUAUAUUCAUAUAUAGAGAGAAAGAGGGAGAGAAAAAAAGAGCUGUCCAUGGCGGCCCCUUCAACGGCAACACGCUUGAGCGCAGUGAGGCGACAUCAUCAGCAUUCCCCCAGUCACUUCACAACCAUUUGGAUGCUGCUCCUGCCCUUGCUUGCUGCCGCUGCAACUGCAGCACCCACAUCAUCGUCAUCGUCAUCGUCAGCGUCAUCGUCGACGUCGACCGCAGAACGUCGACGCUGUGCACACAAAGGUAUUGCUGAACUCAUUCGCACAAGUCCCGUAAUUGUUAAGGCGCUGGCAGCACGAAUUUUCACCGAUGCUGAACUGGACGAAUUGGCUGCUGACGGUGCUGCAAUGGCAUCAGCCUCAGAGGCUGCCACAAUUUUAAUAACAUUAACACCGGAAACGAUAUACAAAGGCGCCUCAAUGCUCAAAAUGGCCAAUGGAGCAUCGGCUGCCGGCGACAGCAUGAUGGGAUCAGAAGGGGGCACUUCAGGCAACGUGUUGCGACGCAACAGUUUUGCCAGCCACAGAAGCUCUAGUACCUGGAGUGGCAGUGGAGCUUAUCAAUAUGAGGGGCAACUGAAUGCCACUCUGCAGCCGCUGCAUUGUUUUGAUGCUAAUAUGCUGAAAAUGCUGCCUACGGAAUUAAUUGCUUUUGGCAAUUUGCUACCCGCAUCAUUCGCUGGCUCAAGCUCAGGCUCAGGUGUUGCUGGGACAGACUUUCUCCCCAGCUCUAACCCCGUGCCUAUGACCUCAGGGCAGAUGCAACGACCGUUGCUUGGCUCAUCGUUAGAUAGUAGCUCUCAAUUGGCCACUGACAAAGACGUGCUACACAUCAGCAUUAAUGGACUGCACCGUUGGACGCCCCAAUUUGAAAAUCAUAUCUGGAAGCAUUUGGGCUGGGACGAUUGGAGCGAUUUUACAUUGUGCAGCGUCACCUGCGGCAAAGGUGUGCAGCAGCGUUUCCGUCGCUGUCUGCUGGACAAUCCGCUGGUGGACAUCAGCAUGAAUAUGAAUCUGAAUCUGAGUCUGGACGACGAUGACGACGACGACGGCGCCAAUGAUGAGGUGGAGAAAGGGGACGAAAAAAGACAAGAACAGGAGCAGGCGAUAGAUGUGGAGCAGACUGAGGUGGUUGCUGACGAGGCAAAUAAUGAUGUCGGCAGCGCUGAGGUAACGGCAACGGCGGCAACAGCACUCACAUUCAAUGCUGAUAAUAAUGAAGUGCUCAGUCAUGACGGGAAUGGAAAAGAGAUGGAGAAACGUGUGAGGGAUGAUGAGGCAGCAUUACUGAUGAUGCAACCAGUUGGCAUCGCAGCUGAUGUCCUUCACCGACCCUUGAACAAACAGCUGCAAAAAUCCGCACAGACAACGACACCAGCUUCAGCUGCAACAUCAACGACGUAUGCAACGGUUGGACUAACAAACGAUGGUAAUGAACUGGGCGGAACCGCCGCAGGUACAAAUGGAGAUAAAGAAACGGGAACAGAAGCAGGAGCAGGCGCAAGUGGCGUCACAUUUUUACCAUCUGCACGUAAUGACCAUCGCAGGACACGUGCAAAUAAUCAGCAUAAGAAGAAGCGCAAAUCCACUAAAAGCGUUGCCUUAUCGACACUUUUGUGUGAGGGCUACAACAUCGAGCAGCGCAACUGCAACAGCUUUGAGUGCAGUGAUGAUAUCAGCGAUUUGCUCAAGUUCUAUAAGAAGCUGCCGAUCUCAGCGGCCGAAGAGCAGGCAAAUGAUCCUCCCAUCAAUGAGAGUGCCCCAUCGCCACCUACAGAAUUUACAGAUCUAACAACCCCAAUAUCAAUGGGCGUGCCAUCCUCUUCAACGCCAUCGAAUAUGGGUUAUGUACGUAACUGGAGAAAUAUGCUGAAUUUUACCUUGAUGAUCACUUUAAGAGCAAAGAAUGAUACAAAAAAUACAUCGACAAUAUUCUCCAUACGCAACGUCACACACAAUUUGUAUUUGGAGGCAUGCAAGGAUGGACUUCGCCUAUAUCUGGAGCGCGACAAUACAACGGAAAUGUUGCCGGUGAAAUUCAAUUUAUAUGAUUAUCGUUGGCAUCAAGUGGCCAUCAGCAUUCAAAAUGGCGAUUUCAUAUCGAUUUACGUCGAUUGCUCGUGGACAAACAGUUUUGUUGUUUCGAAGCGAUUGCUUACGCUGCCCCAGGAUGCGGAUGUGGAAAUUGGACGUGGCUUUAAUGGGGAACUGCAACAAUUGCUGGUUCUGCCGGAACACCAAGAGCGAUUGCAGUGCAGCAACCGAAGGACGUCGAUCAACGAGGUUAAGCGAUACAUUAUUGACACAUUUAUCGAGGAUUAUGGCAACAAUUGAAGCGGAUUCUCAUAUGCAAUGCAAACAGCAGACAAAACCACUCCAUAGCCAGUUGAACACGAAGUUGCGUUCACCACGGCGAAUCCGAAUAGAAAACAAUAAUAGGAGCGAAAUCAAAUGAAAAUCAUAGUAUACUAUACAACACAUAGUACAUUUAUUUAUAUUUGCUUUCGCAUUUGCCGGGCAAAUAUAAAUGAGGAGACUAUAAUGCAAUCCAGCUAACGAUACGAUUCGGUCCAUCGAAUCUCAGCACAUAUAUAUUAUAAAUACAAUACAUAAAAAUGUAUAUCAUAUAUAUAUCAAAUAUAUAUAAAGUGAUUGAUGUUUCCUAGCUGUGCAUUUCAAGUAUUGUAAAUUAUGGUACUCGACAACUUAUGCGUUAGUGACUAUUCACUUUGCAUAUGAAUAUUAUUGGGAAUUCAUUGAACACUUGUAUGCAUCUGAACACAAUACAUUGUAUUUGUAAUAAUUAAGCUAAUUUGACAUAAAACAAUAAUUAUAAUGCAAACAAAAACAAACAGCAGAAAAUGCAAACAAAAUGAGACACAGCAACAUUAUCGAUGUAAAUUGCAAAUGCGCAAAAAUAAUGCGAAUAUCAGAUAAGAUUAAAGUGAAAAACGAAAUCAAUAAAAUAAUUAAUUAUGCAU
Molecule: messenger RNA, 3462 nt
Organism: Drosophila nasuta
Lineage: Eukaryota; Metazoa; Arthropoda; Insecta; Diptera; Drosophilidae
Exons: 9
Coding region: 524-2815 (763 amino acids)
Source: RefSeq, a predicted model, not a curated record